GUUCAAUGCGGAGACGGCUCCCGUGGACACGUUUGUGUUCCAGGGCAAGGACUUCCGCGCGCUGCGUGCGGCCUCAGCCCAGGCGGGAACCCUGCGUGACAUUGCGGGCGCAUUCUGGGCGGAGCAGCAGCAGCAGGGGCAGGGGCGGUCGCAGCGGCAGCGGCGGGAGCGGCUGGUGUGUGUGGAUGGGUUCCAGGUGCUGCGAGACAACAACUACACCAUGGAGGAGGGCAUGUUGCACUUCGAGGGGCAACAGCGAGGCAAGGCGGCAGCGGCGGACGCCAAACGCAAGCCCCAACGAGCCGGCGUGGAUUACGAGCACAUGGACUUCUGCCUGGUGUGUUGGGAGGGGGGCGACCUGCUGUGUUGCGACCACUGCCCCGCCGCCUUCCACCCCGCUUGUCUGGGGCUCAGCGAGGGGCAGACGGCGCUCCUGGCUAAGCGCAAUUGGAGCUGCCCGCACCACUCGUGCGUGACGUGCGAGCGAAACACGCAGCGAGCGGGGGGGCUGCUGUUCAGGUGUGAGAUGUGUGAGAAGGCCUUUUGUGAGGACGACCUGCCACCCCAGUAUCACAUGGUGGGCGAGUGUGAGAUGUUCAAGGCACUAGGGCAGGUGCACCCGCGCCAGGCCUGCUUCAUCCACUGCAGCAACCGCUGCAGGGAGCUUGCAUCGGAGCUGCGUCCCCUCAUCCAGCACUCCAUGGCAGCCCGACCAGCGGGCGACACACCCGCAGCGGAGGAGGCGACAGAGCGGGCUGUCGCCACCACCACAGCAGGAGGAGC
This is a messenger RNA of Astrephomene gubernaculifera, 783 nucleotides long. NCBI's taxonomy places the organism in Eukaryota, Viridiplantae, Chlorophyta, Chlorophyceae, Chlamydomonadales, Astrephomenaceae. The record is from the annotation of a GenBank genome assembly.